GCUUGUGUCAUUAUCACACGAAACGGAAAGAUAGCGUGCCCGUGUUUUUUACUUUUGUGCUAAGUUGAAUAAGAUUGUGAGAGAAGAAAGUUUUACCAAAAUAACAAACAUUAAAGUGGUAAUCACGAUACAAAACUAAAUUUUCAAAAUGACACAAACAUCGCUGCCUAAUCCUAACACAUUGUUACCUCUCGAACUUGUGGAUAAAUGUAUUGGUUCCCGGAUUCAUAUCAUCAUGAAAAACGAUAAAGAAAUGGUCGGCACACUACAAGGUUUCGACGAUUUCGUCAAUAUGUUACUGGACGAUGUAACGGAAUAUGAAUCCACGCCAGAAGGUAGAAAAAUAACCAAACUAGAUCAAAUCUUACUGAAUGGAAACAACAUAGCAAUGCUGGUGCCUGGUGGCGAAAUGCCGGGUGAUUCUUACGACGGAUAGUGAUUAGCAAUAUAAUUUAUAAAUAAAGUAUUUAUAAGUGUAA
This is a messenger RNA of Spodoptera litura, 479 nucleotides long. RefSeq names its product U6 snRNA-associated Sm-like protein LSm5. Gene Ontology annotation, molecular function: RNA binding. Gene Ontology annotation, cellular component: U6 snRNP; U4/U6 x U5 tri-snRNP complex; Lsm1-7-Pat1 complex. Lineage: Eukaryota; Metazoa; Arthropoda; Insecta; Lepidoptera; Noctuidae. The record is from RefSeq and is a predicted model, not a curated record. Gene Ontology annotation, biological process: mRNA splicing, via spliceosome.